CAUCCAAGGGAUCUAUUAGGUGGAUUGGGAUCAAGGCUCUUGUGCCCAAACAAGUUCAAGGCUCUAUUUGAUCCCAGAUUCCCAGCUCAUCUAUCAAAUUUGUUAUAUAUAUAUAUAUAUAUAUUUUAGAAUUUUGGAAAUUAUUUUCUUAAUCUAAUAACCAAAUAAGGGGAUUGGUUAAUGAUGGGGUGUAGGAGCAGGGAUGUUGUGUUAACUUGUUUAUUAAUAGGCCUCCUUCUAUGGAGCGCUGACGCCAGAACCCCUGGAGGUUCAAAAGAAUCAAAAGAAAAUAAGAAAAAGUCAACUCUAAGUAAAGACAAAGCUCCGAAGGCAGCAAAAGCUCCGAUGGAAUCAUCCGGAAGUGUACCUUCAGCGGCGACACCAGAAGCAUCUCCAAACACGCCAGAAGCAUCUCCAGCAACGCCAGAGGCAUCUCCGGUGACGCCAGGUACGGCAGAUCCACAAGGUACAUUGUUCGAUGUGACCAAGCAUGGAGCAGUUGGCGAUGGGAAGACGGAUAAUAAUAAGGCAUUUGCUGCUGCAUGGGCUGCUGUCUGUAAGUCGUCGUCGACGGGUCCAUCAACCUUCUUGGUCCCAAGAGGAGACUUCCUUCUUAGUCCAAUAAUUUUCGCUGGUCCUUGCAGCGACAAGGCUUUAUCUCCUAGUGUUAUAAUUAGGGGCAAAUUAAUAGCUUCCACCUCGGACUCCUCUGCUUCUAAAAGUUGGAUCACAUUCCAAAACUUGGGCCAGUUGCACGUCAGUGGAGCUGGAACCGGUUCGCUCGAUGGUAAAGGAGAAACCGCUUGGGCUAAUGCUUGUCGUCACAGUGCCAAUAAACAAUGCUCAUUGCCCCCAGCGAACUUGAAAUUGGAGGGAAUUACAGGUGGAUCCUUGAACGAUAUAAUUUCGGUGAAUAGUCAAGGUUUUCAUUUUCACAUUAGCAACUCCAAAGACUUCAACAUUCAUGAUUUCAAGAUCAAUGCUCCUGGAUUCAGCCCAAACACAGAUGGUUUGCACAUCUCCAAUUCAGCCAGCGUCUCCAUCACUAACGCCGAAAUUGGAACCGGUGAUGAUUGUGUGUCCAUUGGAGCGGGUACCUCCAACAUUUCGGUUACCAAUGUCAUUUGUGGACCAGGUCAUGGUAUCAGUGUGGGAAGCCUUGGGAAAUAUCCAAAUGAAAAGGAGGUGAAUGGUUUAUUGGUGAAGAACUGUACCCUUGCCAGCACCACUAAUGGUGUUAGGAUCAAAACAUGGCCAGGAUCACCAGAUAACACAGUUACUAAUGUUAGAUUUGAAGAUAUUACAUUGACAAAUGUGUCAAACCCCAUCAUCAUCAACCAAAACUAUUGUGACAAGAAGGCAUGCGAAUCUACGCCCUCGCGUGUGAAGCUCACUGACAUUCACUUCAAGAACAUCAAGGGUACAACCUUCGGCAAAACUGGAGUUACCCUCACAUGUAGUAAAGGUGUACCAUGCGAGAAGGUAGAGCUGGUUGAUAUUGACUUGAAGCCUUCCACGGCCGCUGGCGACUUGGCUUCAACUUGUGAGAAUGUGAAUGGGGUUACUACUACUGGCGUUCUGAACCCUAAACCACCAUGCGCAUGAGUUCCCCUUGUUGUACAUUAAUUCAUUAUUGUGUUUAAUUGGUUUCAGCUGCAAGUUGUCCCUUUCCACCCUGGGUUAGGUUGUGUCGUUCUAGGUUUCGACCCCUCCCGGUUCCCGCCAACCAUGCAGGACCUAUAUAUGAAGGGACAAAUUAUAAAUCAUCUCAGACUGAUUGCUUCAAGCCUAGCUUGAACCAAACACAAGUGUAAUUAGAUAGAUGAGCUAUUCUUGCUGCUUGAUUCAAAAUUUAAUAAUAUUAUUAAUCAAAUCUUUGAUGAUA
Molecule: messenger RNA, 1885 nt
Organism: Macadamia integrifolia
Lineage: Eukaryota; Viridiplantae; Streptophyta; Magnoliopsida; Proteales; Proteaceae
Product: exopolygalacturonase-like
Exons: 5
Coding region: 181-1605 (474 amino acids)
Biological process (GO): carbohydrate metabolic process
Molecular function (GO): polygalacturonase activity
Source: RefSeq, a predicted model, not a curated record